UACGAGCGAUUCACGCGCUGUGUUUUUCGCUGUGUCAAAUUUAUUGCUUCGUUGCUCUCUCCUCUCUCGCUUUUAACUGUGUGCGCCUUUACGCGGACGAACCCAGCCCUCACAGGAAUCCCACAGGAGCUCAGAUCUGCUAGCCGCAAAACUCGCCAGAAUCCCCAUCGAAAUGUACAACAAUGUGGGGACCCAGUCUGGUGUGCCAAUACCACCGACAAAUUCUCAGCCUAAUCCAUUUGGAAAUGCAUUUUAUGGAGCCAGUUCGGGGCUUAUCAGAGGGGGAUUGGGUGCAUAUGGGGAAAAAUUUUUAGGAUCGAGCUCUGAAUAUGUGCAAAGCAACAUAAGCAGGUAUUUCUCAGAUCCCCAAUACUAUUUCCAAGUGAAUGACCAAUAUGUAUGGAACAAGUUGAAGGUUGUCCUGUUUCCAUUCCUGCAUAGGGGCCAUUGGACACGGAUAACUGAGCCAGUAGGGGGCAGACUCUCUUAUAAACCUCCAAUUUAUGAUAUAAAUGCACCGGACCUGUACAUUCCAUUUAUGGCAUUUGGUACUUAUGUUGUUCUUGCUGGGUUCUCAUUGGGUCUUCAUGGGAAGUUUAGCCCAGAAGCUCUGAACUGGUUGUUUAUCAAGGGAUUGUUGGGGUGGUUUCUGCAAGUCGCACUUCUGAAGGUGACAUUGCUUUCAUUGGGUAGUGGAGAGGCACCCCUGCUUGAUAUUGUGGCUUAUGCAGGUUAUACUUUCACAGGGAUGUGUUUGGCUGUCCUUGGGAAGUUGGUGUGGGGAUACUCAUACUAUUUUUUGAUGCCUUGGACCUGCCUAUGCAUGGGUAUUUUCUUGGUAAAAACAAUGAAGCGAGUGCUCUUUGCGGAGUUGAGGAGUUAUGAUUCGAGCAAGCACCAUUAUCUCUUGCUCUUUAUUGCUCUGGCUCAACUCCCACUUUUCAUCUGGCUUGGCAAUAUUAGUGUUAAUUGGCUUUUGUAAAUGCUUUGUUUUAUGUAGUUAGAAACGGUUUAUGUUUAUAGCAGUCUUUAAAAUGCUGUAGGCAAUUUUCUUGAUUUUGUAUUGAUUUGACUUUGCUUUGCUUAUAUAAGUUUCAAAAAAUUGUAAAAGCAUCUUUUCAGUGUAUUUUGUGUUUGCAGUGUUAUAGGAAAUAGAAUGUGUUGUUGGAA
Messenger RNA from Juglans regia (Persian walnut), 1170 nucleotides. RefSeq names its product protein YIF1B. Gene Ontology annotation, cellular component: endoplasmic reticulum membrane; endoplasmic reticulum-Golgi intermediate compartment; COPII-coated ER to Golgi transport vesicle. Gene Ontology annotation, biological process: endoplasmic reticulum to Golgi vesicle-mediated transport. The coding region runs from base 173 to 982 and encodes 269 amino acids. NCBI's taxonomy places the organism in Eukaryota, Viridiplantae, Streptophyta, Magnoliopsida, Fagales, Juglandaceae. The record is from RefSeq and is a predicted model, not a curated record. The transcript is spliced from 5 exons.